ACUGAUCACUGGUUUAGUCUGGUUGGAUCUGUAGUCACUGUCAAAAACAAGUUCCGGGUCUUUUGAUGGGAAAGUCCCCUUAAGGAACUCAUACGAUUUUAAAACAUUACGAUUUUUAACCACGUAAAAUGAACGAGGUACAUAUGAAAAGUACUGUGUAAUCAUAAAGGAAUUGAAACGGAUGCUCCCUACUCUUCAUUUUCUGUUGUUGAAUAGUUAUUAUAACGCGUGGUCGACUCCUCGCCGUCUCAUCGCUACUAUCUGCCGCAGAGCAAACAGCUGCUCUUAGAUUCGGAUGGCAAAAUAACCGUCUACUAGGGUAAUUUGAUAUGGAAAUUUGUUAAAGAACAAUAAGUGAAACACGUAAUAACAAAUAUAACGCUGUUCUUCUAAAAACUUUAAUUUGAAUUCAAAAAAUACAAAAGGUUUCAUUGUCAAUGUUAUAAGGAUUAUUCGUAUCAAAAUAGAGAUUUAAAACUGUAAAACUAGGUAAUACACAAAUACUACACGUGAAUCUGCGCACAUACAGAUGUGCAUAUAUAGAUGUCGUUAUGAACUAAUAACGCACGUUUGAAAUUGCAGAGGCCGGCAAAUAACCUCGAAAUAUAUUAAAUGACGUUGUUCUAUAUAGUGUUGACAGACAUUUAGCUGUAUUUAUAAUUAAUAACCAUAACGAUGACGAUGGAUAAUUCGUGGCAUGUGAUCAGAACCGCUGCCGCAGAAAAUAAACACGAGUUAGUGUUGUCAGGUCCGGCAAUUUCCGAAUUAAUUGAAAAACGAGGUUUCGACAAAUCUUUAUUCAACCUGCAACAUUUAAAUUACCUAAACAUUACACAGACAUGUUUGCAAGAAGUACCAGAAGAAAUAGGACAGUUGAUAAACUUAACUAACUUGGUGUUACAUUCAAACGAAAUUUCAAAAAUACCUGACACAAUUGGGAAAUUAGAGAAAUUGAAAGUUCUUGAUUGCUCCAGAAAUAAAUUGACUUCUUUGCCAGAUGAAAUUGGAAAGCUCCCACAACUGACCACAAUGAAUUUGAGUGCAAACCUUUUAAAAAUCUUACCUACACAGAUUGGUAAUACUAAGUUGAGUGUUUUGAACCUAUCGAAUAAUCAGUUCGAAGCCUUUCCUGAUAUUUGCUAUCCAGAAUUGGUUCACCUUUCUGAAAUUUAUGUUAAUGGUAAUCAAAUUAAAGAAAUUCCUGCAGCUAUAAAUCAACUGUCAUCUCUGAAAAUAUUAAAUGUAGUAGAUAAUUUAAUUUCAGCUGUUCCAGGUGAAAUAGCUGACUGUAACAAGUUGAAAGAACUGCAAUUAAAAGGAAAUAAGUUAAUGGAUAAAAGAUUAUCAAAAUUGGUGGAUCAAUGCCAUACUAAACAAAUAUUGGAAUAUAUUAAAUCACAUUGUUCUAGGAGUACUAGUUCUGUUAAUUCAAAUUCCAAAAUAAAAAAAGGAAAAAGGUCCCAGAAAUUAUCAGAAUCUGAAAAUAGUGCUAAUACAAUAGAUAUUUUAACGCAUAAGUUAAAAGUAUUAAAAGUAACAAAUGACACACCAUUGAUUAAAAUUACAAAACAUGUGAAAAAUGUUAGGCCCUAUAUCGCAGCUUGCAUUGUCAGAAAUAUAAAAUUUACAGAAGACAGUUUUAAGAAAUUCAUUCAACUUCAAACUAAAUUACACGAUGGAAUAUGUGAAAAAAGAAAUGCAGCUACUAUCGCAACACAUGAUGUAAAAUUGAUUACUCCUGGUGACCUAACAUAUACAGCAAAACUACCAACUGAAUUAGAAAUUAAACCAUUAAUGCGUAAUAAAAUUUACACUGGUGCUUCAUUGUUUCAACAAUUACAAACAGAAGCUGAUAAUUUAAGAAAAGAAAAAAAGCGUAAUGUAUAUUCUGGCAUUCACAAGUACCUUUACCUCCUAGAAGGUAAACCUAUGUUUCCAUGUUUAUUGGAUGCUUCUGAACAAGUUAUUUCAUUUCCACCAAUAACAAAUAGUGAUGUUACAAAAAUGUCAGUAAAUACUGAUACAAUGCUAAUAGAAAUAACCAGUGCCACAUCAUAUCACGUUUGCAGAAACAUAUUGGACCAGUUUUUAAAGGAAUUAGUCAUACAAGGUUUCGGAUGUCCUUCAGACCAAGAAAAUAUUUCCGCUUAUCACAGUUUAGUUGUAGAACAAGUAAAAGUAGUAGAUAUGGAAGGUAACAUGAAACUGUUAUAUCCAUCAAGAGCAGAUUUAAAUCUUGAAGAAAAUUUAAUAACUGUGUUGCGUGAGUAAUAUAUCACUGCAAAUUUUAUAAUUUCAGUGUUCUGUGUUUUACGAUUUUUUUUAAUGUUUAUUUUCUUAUUCUUUUAAAAUAAAAAAUAUUAAAAUAAUCUUUCGUGGUCAAUUUAUAAAUUAUGUUUUGUAACUCUAUGAAAAACAAACAAUUUAAUCAUACAGUGUUAUUGCUGAGCCAUUUUAUAUGAUACCUUUUACUAUGUAUGAUUGCAUAUUAUAUGUUAAUCAUAAUACAAUAUUUUUAUAAUGAAGGAUUAAAACUACAUGUAAAAAUAAUAACAAAUGAGUGUUUAACAUUAUGAGAAUCAAAAAAUAAAAAUAAACGUUGCAAAAAUUUA
Molecule: messenger RNA, 2612 nt
Organism: Osmia bicornis bicornis
Lineage: Eukaryota; Metazoa; Arthropoda; Insecta; Hymenoptera; Megachilidae
Product: leucine-rich repeat-containing protein 47-like
Exons: 4
Coding region: 676-2271 (531 amino acids)
Biological process (GO): phenylalanyl-tRNA aminoacylation
Molecular function (GO): protein binding; phenylalanine-tRNA ligase activity; RNA binding
Source: RefSeq, a predicted model, not a curated record